Molecule: messenger RNA, 351 nt
Organism: Oikopleura dioica
Lineage: Eukaryota; Metazoa; Chordata; Appendicularia; Copelata; Oikopleuridae
Source: the annotation of a GenBank genome assembly
AUGCUGAACCAACAAGUAUCUCAAAAAGAAGGCAAAUAUCCAAAACGCGCUCCGUCAGUAUCCGGCAACCAGAAGAAUGGCGGUGACUACCAAUUAUCCGGCGUCACGUCCAAACAGCUAAGCUUGGAACGUCAAGUUGUCGAGCUCAACUCACUGAAUCAAGAGCUCGAGCGUCGACUUCAAGGCGCUUCUGAAAAUUUCCGCCAGGCGAGAUCCCACCACGAGCAAGAACUCGCUCAGCAACGAGCCUCAAGCCAGGCUAUUGAGCUUCAAGCAAGUGAGCACACUGCUCUUGCUCAACAAUAUCAUGCUCAACUGACGGAAAUGAGGGGAUCGAUGGGAACUUCGUAA